AUGAUGAGAGAUGCAGUAAGCUUGGAUGUAUGGCGUCUUAUCUUUGAGCAGUGCACCACUCAGGAUCUGUUCCACCUCUGCUUGGUCGACAAGAUCUUUAACUCGAUCGCGACACCGGUUUUGUACCGAUCUAUCUCCCUGGUGGCUUAUGAGAAUCUCUCUGGCUCCCGUAGGUUGUCCAAGUCCACAGAAACGAAAACGGAACCAGAGUUGCCUACAGGCCCAUGGCUUCUAUUAUCUCGACUGGAAGCCGACGAAAAUGACACCUUACGAGCUUGGGUACAGGAAAUCAAUAUUUCGAGUCCUUCUGCCUGGGCAGACGAGGACUUCCUAGAACGACUCCAGAGCAAUGAUUGCUUGGCCACACUGAUUGCCCGUCUGCCAAACCUUCGACGGAUCACCAUCGGCUUUCCCAGUAUUCAAUCGACAACAUUGAUUCGCACCAUUUAUGAGCAUAACCGGAAGCCAGAACUCCUCCUACUCAACCAGUAUAACGAGGAGAUUAACUCUAGCUUAGCGGAGCAGACUCUACCCCGUGUCACGACUCUCUCUGCAUCACUUACAGGCGAAGAGACAUUCCCUCCACUCGAGCAUCUUUCCCUCGACGGAUACCCGAUGGACGAUCAGCAAUGGAGGUUUUGGCGUGAUGGGCUUCAGUGGGACAAGCUGGUGUCACUAGCCGUAGGACCGCAGAGGUGCGCUGGCUUGUUUCGAUGUCUAGUUGGCUUUACCAGAUCACUAAAGAUUCUUGAAGUGUCUGUCUGGGAAGGGGAAGGCGAUCGUGAGCGAGAGGAACUCAUCGAACUCCUCUCAUCAUUUGAUUCUCUGGAAGCCCUAGUUUUAAAAGGGUACAAGUGUCCGAUUGAGGCGAUUUUUCAUCACAGUAACCUAUCUACUCUUUGUCUGCAUGAAGAAGAAUCUUCCUCCAAGGCGCGUCCGCGACAAGUCCUAACAGCGGAGGAGCUCAGUCAGCUCGAUGCUAACUGUCCCAAACUGAAGUCACUUCAAGUCGGAGUCAAGAGAGAGAACGAUCAAUGGCCCGAUGACGUCUUCGACAAACUAGCAACCGGUUUCCACAACCUCAGGAGCCUAUCUGUGCACUUUGAACUGGGCCUCCCCGACAUACAUAACCCCAUCAAGCCUUUUAUAAAUUAUGUCUCUGUGAGGAGCAUCGGCCAGAAUUACUUUGACCGUAGAAAGCAGGCGGGCAUUGAAGUAUUCGAAUCGUUCACCUUGACCGUCUGGACAGGUAAAUACUUCCGUCGUUUCCCACAAUGGCCACCAAUGUACGCCGGUUUUGAGAAGAAAUUCUCAGCGACUUACCAGAUAUCCUUACCGAGUGAUUCUUUCGGUGAGGUCCAAGUCCGUCAUUUGGAGAAAGAGCGAUUGGACCUGAUUCAGUCCAAGAAGAUCAAAGUCCAUUCCUAUGAGAGGUUGCAACUUGCUAACCAGGUUGCUGCAGCCGUGGAAGGCCCAAAGGUCGAGGAUUGCUCGGAGUGA
Molecule: messenger RNA, 1500 nt
Organism: Aspergillus tubingensis
Lineage: Eukaryota; Fungi; Ascomycota; Eurotiomycetes; Eurotiales; Aspergillaceae
Exons: 3
Coding region: 1-1500 (499 amino acids)
Source: RefSeq, a predicted model, not a curated record